AACGCAUUUGAAACGAAUGCGCUCAACCAAUCAGAUGCUUGGAGAAUUCCGGACACAGCGAAUCAGCUUGUAGUGAGCGAGGAUUUAAACCAGGACGCCGAACCCUGAAAACUACACUGCGUCGUUCUCAGUUACGAUUGUCCGUGGUUUGUGUUGAAGCAACGCAUAUUUCAAAAUGGCUCUUCGAGUGACCAGAAACCGCUUGGCUUCUACCAGGGCUGACCUCGGUGGUAAGGCCUGCUCGGUCGCUGGUCCCACGAAGCCUCGCGCUGCGCUGGGUGAAAUCGGAAAUCUCGCAGUUAACAAAGAAGUCACGUUACAGAAAAAGAUUAUCAAGGCAGAGCCUACUAAAAAGCUUGAGCCCACUAAAAAGACCACCAAAGUCGUCAAAGCAGUUGUACAACAAGAAAAUGUCGUUCCUGUUAAACCUGAGCCUGAGGUUCUCCCUGAACCAGCAUCCCCCACUCCAAUGGAGACUUCUGGCUGUGCUCCUGCUGACCUCUGUCAGGCUUUUUCUGAUGUUAUGCUCCACACUGCUGUCCGGGAUGUGGAUGCUGAUGACUAUGACAACCCCAUGCUCUGCAGUGACUACGUGAAAGACAUCUACAAGUACCUCAGACAGCUUGAGGUUGAGCAGAACGUCAGGCCCACUUAUCUGCAGGGUCAGGAGGUGACUGGUAACAUGCGGGCCAUUCUCAUUGACUGGCUUGUGCAAGUGAGCCUAAAGUUCCGUCUGCUGCAGGAGACUAUGUACAUGACUGUGGGAAUCAUUGACCGCUUUCUUCAGGAUCACCCAGUUCCCAAGAAGCAGCUGCAGCUGGUCGGCGUGACUGCCAUGUUCCUUGCUUCCAAAUACGAGGAGAUGUAUCCCCCAGAGAUCUCAGACUUUGCCUAUGUGACGGACAGGGCCUACACCACUGCCCAGAUCAGGGACAUGGAGAUGACCAUUCUCCGGACCCUCAAGUUUCAACUAGGCCGCCCUCUUCCCCUGCAGUUUCUUAGAAGGGCCUCAAAGAUUUAUGAGGUAACUGCUGAGCAACACACGCUGGCAAAAUACCUCUUGGAGCUCACCAUGAUUGACUAUGACAUGGUUCACUUCCCACCUUCCAUGGUGGCAAGCGCUGCUUUGGCUCUCACCCUCAAGAUCUUGGAUGCUGGGGAAUGGGAUGUGACCCUGCAGCACUACAUGGACUACACUGCAGAGAGUUUGGUUCCUGUCAUGGCACACGUUGCCAAGAAUGUUGUAAAGGUGAACGAUGGGCAGACCAAGCAUCUGGCAAUCAAGGGCAAAUAUUCCACUUCAAAGCAGAUGAGGAUUGCCACCAUCUCACAGCUCAAGUCUUCAAUGGUGAAGGAACUUGCAAAGCAGCUUGUUCAGUGAGGAGAUGUUUUAGCACCAUGUGCUGAUUUGUACAGUUGUAACUUAAUGUGACUGAAG
This is a messenger RNA of Etheostoma cragini (Arkansas darter), 1438 nucleotides long. It is a transcript of the gene ccnb1, whose product is annotated as cyclin B1. Gene Ontology annotation, molecular function: cyclin-dependent protein serine/threonine kinase regulator activity. Gene Ontology annotation, biological process: mitotic cell cycle phase transition; regulation of cyclin-dependent protein serine/threonine kinase activity; mitotic metaphase chromosome alignment. The record is from RefSeq and is a predicted model, not a curated record. Gene Ontology annotation, cellular component: nucleus; cytoplasm; mitochondrial matrix. The transcript is spliced from 9 exons. Bases 176 to 1381 code for a protein of 401 amino acids. NCBI's taxonomy places the organism in Eukaryota, Metazoa, Chordata, Actinopteri, Perciformes, Percidae.